UUAUUUAGCCUGGACAAAAACAUUCUAAAACCUCAAAAUCCCCCGAAGAUUCGAAUUCCGUUAUCCUCUAACCAAGACUCACACAUACUCCCUGCUUCCACUAUGGCGCUCACUGCUCCUCUAGUUCACAACGCAUUUCCAAAAAUCCCAAUAAUACCCUUUCAUGGCGAAGCUUUACCGUCUUCCUCAUCCUUUAUUUGCUCUCCGCUUACACUCUCGCGUUCUUCUUCCGUUUUUGGGAACCAUUCGCUCUCGAGAAAACAGUUCGUGGUUUUCGCGAGGAAGGUUUCGGGUCUGGAGGAGGCAAUGAAUAUCAAAAGAGAGCGUGAACUUCGAGUUGUGACAAAGUUCAAGAAAAGGCCUCCAUUAAAGCGGGGCCGAGUGUCUCCAGGUCUCCCUGUCCCUGAUCACAUACUAAGGCCUCCUUAUGUUGGUACAAAUAUACUUCCAGAAAUUGCAAGUGAGCAUCAAAUUCAUGAUUCUGAAGGCAUAGCUAAAAUGAGGGCUGCAUGUGAGCUUGCAGCACGUGUCUUAAACCAUGCAGGAACUUUGGUUAGGCCUUCUAUAACAACUAAUGAGAUUGAUAAAGAAGUACACCAGAUGAUAAUUGAUGCUGGUGCUUAUCCCUCUCCCCUUGGCUAUGGUGGAUUUCCGAAAAGUGUGUGCACAUCAGUUAAUGAGUGCAUGUGCCAUGGAAUACCUGAUUCUCGACAGUUACAGAAUGGUGAUAUUGUUAACAUUGAUGUGACAGUCUACCUGGAUGGAUAUCAUGGAGACACAUCAAAAACAUAUUUUUGUGGGGAAGUCAGCGAUGAACUGAAAAGUUUUGUCAAGGUAACUGAAGAGUGUUUGGAAAAGGGAAUAGCUGCGUGCAGGGAUGGUGCACUUUUUAGGAAAAUUGGAAAGAAAAUCAGUGAGCAUGCUGAAAAAUAUGGCUAUGGUGUAGUGGAGCGUUUUGUUGGACAUGGUGUGGGAAGAGUGUUCCACUCAGAACCAAUUAUUUUACACAAUCGAAAUGAAAAGCCAGGCCGCAUGGUUGAAGGUCAAACAUUUACUAUUGAGCCGAUUCUUUCUAUGGGAAGCAUUAAGUCUAUUACAUGGCCAGACAACUGGACAACAUUAACAGCUGAUGGUAGUCCAGCUGCACAGUUUGAGCAUACAAUUUUGAUAACCAAGACUGGAGCCGAAAUUUUGACUACAUGUUGAUAUGACUAUGCUCAGGCAACUAAAGACUGUCUUCCGGAGCUACAAUACCGAAUUCUCUAGUGCAUAAAAUUUCAUAUAUGAUGGCAGCAGUUUAGAGACAUAUACUAAGAACUACAUAUUUCUAUCAGAAAAUACGAAGGUAUGACAGUGCAUUCAGAGUCCUCUGCUCAGAUAACUAGUGGCUACCAAUUGCUUAAUUUUAUGUUAGGAAGUUAAAGAAAAAAAAAGUUAAACUGAGUUUUCAUAUAAGACAUCAGCCAUGGAACUCCUUGAGUUUUAAGCUUAAUUUUUUCAUAAUAGGAUUCUUCAAAAUUUAGAUUUA
Vigna angularis (adzuki bean) is the source of this 1528-nucleotide messenger RNA. Its product is annotated as methionine aminopeptidase 1B, chloroplastic. NCBI's taxonomy places the organism in Eukaryota, Viridiplantae, Streptophyta, Magnoliopsida, Fabales, Fabaceae. Bases 103 to 1206 code for a protein of 367 amino acids. Gene Ontology annotation, biological process: proteolysis. The transcript has 11 exons. The record is from RefSeq and is a predicted model, not a curated record. Gene Ontology annotation, molecular function: metalloaminopeptidase activity.